CAGAGGUCGCAGGGCAAAAACGCGUGGAGUCAAAGUUUGUAGAAUUGUUUGUACACUUUAGCCUCACUCUGUUUAUAUAGUCCAGUGAUAUAUCACUGUUUCUUUACAGUUUGAAUUUACUUCUUCAGUUACAGACUUACCAUGAUUAAUCGAAAUUCCACGCUGGAUCCGUUACGUUUGGGUACAGUAAAGCCUGACCUGGUAUGUGACCAGAAACGUCGUGCGCGGGCUAACACCGGGCCGGUUCGGAAGGAGUCGGACUCCCGGGAGAAUCAGGACCGCCGAAAGCUGCAGCUGAGCCGGUGGCAUGCGCCCUGGAGGUCGAGUGAGGUACCUUCACAUCUGGAUACUAAACCAGUGAUCCUGGGCAAUGUGGGACAACAUGUGGAAACGGCGACUACAGAUGACCCACCAAAGAAAGUCGACCAAUCCAUUAGCCACACCCCUCCAGAUUCCACAGGGGGUUGUAAGAGUUGGCCAGUUUGUCGUACGCAGGCUGGAAAACGAGCAGAUAUCGUUUCCCUAAGGAAGCAUUUGGGCCACGCCAGGCUUUUGUCAUCAGCAAUUAAGCGGGGCCAGAGCUACUUCCACCUCCUGCAGAAAGAGGAACAAGAGGAGCAGGAGAAAGUGGAGAGGCAGCGGAUGAGCAGGGAGCAGCAGCGGAAAACAGAGCCACAACCUCCCAGUUUCUCCUCUGACUCUGACAGUGAUUCAGAAGGGUGGGCUCUGCCUGCAGGAAGCAGCUGGUCAGGUGUGAAUGAAGCCCGGAAGAAGAGCCAGUCAGCACGACCUUUCACCCCGGUCUAUCACUCCCUGACCUCCCCUCUGCUGAGCCAAGCACCGACGAAGCUCAUCUACCGCCAGCUCUGCUGUCUGAAUUGGCUGCUGGAGGCUUUGACUCUGGAUCGCUCCGGCAGAGUUGGCCCGCUCACCGCCUGCUGGGACCCCAAAGACCCCGGCCGAGGCAGGACCACGAUGAAGACGCUGAAAAAAGAAAGAGCCAUUGAGAACAAAUGGGAGCAGUUUGUUUCAACAAAGCCUCGGAGAGCUCAUCCCAGGCGCCCUCGCAGCUCCUCUGCUCGCCUCCACACCCACAGGAAGUCUCCCUUCAUGAGUGGGGCCUCCCUCUCUGCACUCACCCCCACCCCUGUGGGCAGCAGUGUGUCCUCUCUGGUCCCCGGGGCUGAGGAGGACACAGAGUCUCCAGGAGCACCCAGGGAGACCGACCGGCCUCCCUCAGAGUGUCUUCGCACGCUGUCAGAAGACCAGAAAGUCAACAAAGACAGCCAAAGCUCACAAACCAGCAGCUGUCCUGCCAAGCCCCCGUUAGCCAUCAGCUAUCUCAUCAACAACAAGGCCAGCAUGCUACGGGAGCUGAAAAGUGCCUUUGACCAAAGGAUUACCGAGAUGUCUCAGAGCUACGUCGACAUCCUGGAGCUCAAAGCCAGGGAGAGGUUAAAUAGUGGUCUCCAAAGGUACCGAGCCCUGUGUCACGUGACCGAAUACCUUGGCCUUCCUCAUCAUGUGACAUGUGUGUCUCAAGAGAAAGAGGCUCCAAACAAGAACAAUACAAACAAGCACAGCAACAAUAUGUGGUUGUCCACUCUGCUCAGCAGCCUGCCUGAGGAGGUGUGCAGGGAGCAUGCGGUGAGCCGGGUGCUGGAGAAGCUUAGUGGCUUUGCAGAUCAGCAGACCCUCAAGGUUCGGCCUCAGAUUCUCCUGAAGGUGCUGGGGGGUCUGGAGCCAUGGGAGCUCUGUCUGCCUGAGCUGUGUGUGGCCAUCCAGAUUGCCACGGAGCAUGUGGUCCAGAUGCCCAGGGAGGAGUACAAUGCUUGGCUGUGUUCAAGGGUCACCCUGCCUCCACAGUGCCACCGUGCCCCUCAAACACCAGGUGAACACACUCUUUUAAGACCUGGACGAAGGCUACAGGCAUGGACAAAUAUAUAAAGGAAACAAAAGCACACCAGGGUUCUAAAUUAAAUGUGAGGCUAAUAAAAUAAGCCUUUAAUGUAAGGGCAAAGGUUGAUUAAAGUGAUUAAAAUGGAGUAGUUAUUUUGCCUUCCAUCUGAUCACUGUUCACUUGAAAGUAAUAAUGUUGUGCACCACACAGCCAGCAGCAGAGUCAACUUCAGACACAUCACUGAAUCAACAAUAGGUUACAAAAUAAAAAAAGUUAGAAGACGUAAUUGUUAUUUUUUCAUAGUUAAAAAAAAUGGCGAAAGAAAAGGAAGGAUUAGACUAAUGGUACAGGUUUUAUACCCUUAUAAGCUCGUCGUUGUGCGUGUGUACAGGAUAAAUAAUACAGGCACACACAAUAAGGGGGGAAGUGGAAAGUAGCCUAUCGAUCUUUAGUCAAGGGUUACAAAAAGAGCAACUAAAUACCUUCCUUUCUAACAUAUUUCCCUGUAAGGCUACAGCGAUAACUCACAAGAUCACGUCACAUUUUGGUUAAAUCAUUGGUUCUUUAGUGCUAUGUGAUAACUGUUUGUUUAUUUCUUUUAAUUCAAUUUGCCAGUUCUCUCUUUAAGUGCAUCUUGCUGGGAUGAAGUCUUUCUGUAUAUGGCAUGUUUCAUUGCUUGGUUUGUUAUGGCCAUUGCCAUAGCCAACUACCCAGUUCUUCUGUAAUUCAUUCAAUCUAGACAGACCACUGUAGAUGUUGCCAAAUGUGAAAACAACACCCCUUCCUGUUUGCAGUAACAUUUUUCCUGGAAAGACGUACUUGACUCAGUGUUUAGACCAGCAAAUGUGCUUUAGAAACGUCUUUAGAAAGGGCUAGUGUGAAUCAGUACCACACACUAUACAGUGUUUUCUGUCUGUAGAGAGCCGUUAAACAGACAUUUACAUGAAAGUAUUAAAGGCCACUAUUUGAAAUACCUCUGUUGACCCCAGUUGACAUAAACAAUCCAAUUGGGUAAUGGAUGAACAAUCUCAUAUACCGACACUCAGUUGUGCUGUUCAACCCAACCGAACAUUCACAGUGACCUUUAACUCUGCCUCGUCUCCUGAUGGGUUUGUGAAUAACUUCAACUCCGCCUGUUAGAAAAGAAUAAUGAACUCCCUUUUCAAUGCCUCAAUUUUGGAGGAAUUGAAUUAGAAUGGAACUGAAACAGUGUCUUGUGACUGUGAAUGUUUGAACUUAAUGUGGAUGAGCGGUGGAUUAAAAAGCAGACAAUAUGGCAACAGAAGUGAUAUAUUACAGUAAGUACUGCUUUGGAAAGCAAAUUCUAGUAACUUCUAGUCCUCCUUAUCCAUUUUUGAUAACAUGUACCAUAUUUCCCAGGGCAUAUCUACACUUUGUGUGUGUGUGUGUGUGUGUGUGUGUGUGUGUGUGUGUGUGUGUGUGUGUGUGUGUGUGUGUGUGUGUAGCGGCAUUUAGAGUGAAAGGGAAAAGUGUCUUGCCUGGAAGAGGAGGGGUGGGAUCGGGAACAGGGGCAACAGCGAGCCAACACUCAUUUCAGGAAUGCCACACAGUCUGGAGGCCCAGCUCAACCCACCCCCACAGUGUUCACUUAGCCCUGGGCAGGGGGAUGGUGGGGUGCAGGGCUGCAGAGGAAAACAUGAGGGGGGAACAAGCAUUCUUUCAUUUUAACUUCUCACUCAGGUUUUAGAACUCAUGCCUCAGGGCACAAAGUCUAGACCAAAUGAAGUGGGAGAUACCAACCAAAAAUCUGGUAAUAAUAAAUAUAGCUGCAAGUCACUGGAUCU
This is a messenger RNA of Etheostoma cragini (Arkansas darter), 3705 nucleotides long. RefSeq names its product coiled-coil domain-containing protein 60-like. The record is from RefSeq and is a predicted model, not a curated record. NCBI's taxonomy places the organism in Eukaryota, Metazoa, Chordata, Actinopteri, Perciformes, Percidae.